Mugil cephalus (flathead mullet) is the source of this 3558-nucleotide messenger RNA. RefSeq lists its product as uncharacterized. Lineage: Eukaryota; Metazoa; Chordata; Actinopteri; Mugiliformes; Mugilidae. Bases 530 to 3280 code for a protein of 916 amino acids. The transcript is spliced from 14 exons. The record is from RefSeq and is a predicted model, not a curated record. Gene Ontology annotation, cellular component: adherens junction. Gene Ontology annotation, biological process: heterophilic cell-cell adhesion; homophilic cell-cell adhesion.
GAAGUUGAAUUAGAGGAGUAUUACGGCAUAAAACAAUGACCAGAAGUGAUUUUCCAAACUGCAGGGCAUGAGCAGAAGCGAGCGGUCUCACAGACAGGCGGUCUCUGAGGGCCCCGGCGGGGACAGGAUGGCAUGAAUGAUGCAUGGCUUCACCGCUACCCAAGGCGCCCUGCUAUAUAUGAGGUGGCUGAGUAACUGAACAGACACAUCCUGCGCGAAUACUCGGGGUAAACAGACUCUAACGGUCUGAGAAGUUAAAUCUCUUACAGGCACGAAUAUCUGCAGCUCUCUAAUUCACAAAAGUCAGGCUAUUAUGUUUCAGAAAACAAAAUGAAGACGCGGUUUUACGCGAGGCAAACCUGUGCGUGCACUCAUAUUGGUGUACAAUUGGUGGUGAACAUGCACGUCAGUGUCAGCUGUGGAGGGUGUGUACCUCUAACCAUAACCACAGAAAACACACACACUUUAAAUACCCGUGUGCCUCACACACGGCUUGUUCCUCUGGCUCUGUUUCUCCAAUGACACCAUCAUGGGAUGCUCGUGGCUGCUGAUUUUGGGCCUCGUCCUAAAUGUUGCUCAUUGCUUGGAAAUUCUGGAUACCGGCGCAGAGCAGAUUGAGAUCCAGAGCAACAUCACUGCAGUGCUGGGAGAGGAUGCGUACCUGAGCUGCAGGUAUCUGGGCGACAGUCAGAUCGUGCACAGUGAGUGGAAACGUCGGGUUAAAAGCAAAGCCAAGCGGCUGGUGGGAUUUUCCAAUGGAAAACCAUUCAGCCGCGACAGUGACUUCUCAGAACCGGACUCUGUCACCAACCUCACAGUUCGGGUGAGGGUGCGCAGUGUGGACGUAGAGGGGCAAUACAGCUGUGAGUUUGAGUCAGAGGAGGAGAAUUAUUUCAAGAGUGUGUUCGUCACUGUCAUAGCUCGGCCAGAUAUAGAGAUCCUGGUGAAUGAGGAGACAGUUAAUGGUACUCACUACCAGUCGGUGUCGUGCUCUGCUGUCGGUGGAAGGCCCCCGCCCCAGAUCAGCUGGCUGGUCAAAGGCCUUCCCCCCUCAGGUCAGAUCUUCACCACAAACCUGAGCGCCACUUUCAUCUCAAAUGGCACCUCGACUCUGAGCAGCGUCCUCCGCUUCCCCACCCACCUGCAAGACGACGAGAGCGUAACCUGCGUGGUCCAACACCCGGCCCUCCCAAAACCCGAGCUCACCACAGCGAGGGUGGAGACCUACACCAGGCCAAAUGUGACCAUUAAAAAAGAGAUGGUACAACGAGAAGGAAAAGAUUUCUGGGUGGUCUCUUGCAUUUCGUCUGGAGGGAGACCUGACGCUGACAUCUCUUUGUCUUUGAACGCGAAUCGGGAGCUGCAGAGAGAGAACCACACGGACUCAGGCACACAGAGAGUGUCGGUGCAUCUCCCUCUUACAGAGUAUGAGGGUCACAACAUCACCUGUGAGUUUGACCACCCAAAAUUCACACAGAAGGAGUCACAGGUCAUAACGCUGCCGAUUUUUUAUUUGACUGGAGAUCAGACGCAUUCAGAUCUGGGAAACAAAAUCAACGACUUUCAUGCCACUGAAUUUUUGGAGCUGCAGGAAGGGCUGGGCAACGCCGUCAUCCGCCUACAGGUCACAGGGAAUGUGCCACGUUACGAUCUUAACUGCACAAAAGAUGAUGGUCCCUUGCCUGAAGGUGUGGAUCUGGCUGGCAGAAGCCUCACAGUUCAGGGUCCUGUGGAGCAUCAGCACGCUGGUCUGUAUGAAUGCGUCUUCUCUUACGAGCACCUGAAAGCGACGCUGCAGUUCAACGUCACAGUUAAACCUCAAGUCAUAGCGCUUGUUCCUCCCACAAUACGAGUUGAUUUGCGGACUGAAGAUGGACUCAGGGUGAUUGAGUGCUCAGCUGCUGAUGCUGUUCCUGCAGCCAACGUGUCCUGGCUUCCACCGGAGGGUGUGUCUGAAGACUUUUGGUUUAAUUCCACUUCUCAUAAUGGAAGCCACUCUGUCAGGGGAGUCCUACUCCUCCCUGCCUGCUCGCCUCGGGAGCUCACUGCAAAGUGUGUGAUAAAUCACCCAACAUUUGAGGAACCAGAGAACAGAAGCAUAACACUCCCUCUUUGCGCUCGCCCCAACACCACCGUGAUCGCCAGAACCGAGUGGAAAGACGGUCUCAAGUACACAAAGGUGAUAUGCUCUGCAGACAGCGAUGGUCCUGCAGCAGCUGUGACCUGGCACUUUGGAAACAAUAGCAUCAGUUCUUUAACGGAGACUGAGGUCCAGGCCAAUGGUUUGGUAUUGGCCCGUAGCUCUGUGUACUUCCUGUCCUCUCUGUAUGCCGGUCAGGAUUUAACAUGCAUGGUGACACAUCCGAGCUUGGAGGCACCGGAAAAAAGAACAAUACACAUCCCCGUGCACAAGCCUCCUCUGCUGAGCGUCUCUCUGGGGCGACACCAAGACUCUCCCCUCUGGCUGGCGGUGUGUCACUGCAGAGGGGAGGGAGCGGUGACUAACCUUGCCUGGGUCCUUCCUGAAAAUGCUAAAAGUCAGAUGUCCCUGCAGUCAGAGUAUGAAGGACACACGCUGACUGCCAGGCUGACUUAUAAGUUUCCUCCGGCCCUUCAUGAGGGACAGGACCUGACCUGUGCGUACCAGUUUGAAAAGGGAAUCACAGUGAACAAGACUCUUCACAUCCCCAGAUACUAUAUCACCUCCGUGAGAGUCCUCAACCAUACGGCUCCUUUGCAAAGUCACUACAGCGAUCAGCCUGUUAUAUACAGAGUGUCUGUCCAGGAGAGUCAUUGCAACCAGAAAAUACUACUCCAAGUUGACGGCAAUGUGCCAGAGUACAACCUCAGCUGUCAAAGGAGUGACGGCUCAUUUGCCCUCAUGGACGGGAAUGCUAUGAUCCUCCAGUCUGAGCUCACAAACCAGGUCAAAGGUUUCUACACCUGCUGGGCGUCUUUCUACCACCACAAUGCUGCAGUCAACAUUCAAGUGGAGGUCAUGAACAAAGACGAACACCUCAUGCUGAUUUCCCUGAUAUGCAUCUCCUCAGCCUCAGCCAUCUUCCUCAUCUUCAUCGUCACCCUCUGCGUGUGCUGCAAAAGAAACAGCAGGAAACCACAGAAGUCCCAGGAGCUGGAGUCUCUCUCGGCCUUGACGGCUCUGAUGCAGGAGCCCGGCUCUCCUGAGGUGAAGAAGCCAGAGGUGAAAGAAGAGGAAAGCAAGGAAUACGCUGCCCUGGUCAGCUUCUCCAUAGUCUUUGACAUCAAGAGCACAGUGUGAAGUUGCUUCGCAGGGCUUCGUUCGCCAUUCAGCUUAAAUCCCGCACAGAUAUGAAGGCUCCACUUGAAAAUGCAGCACUGUUUUUUAUUAUUUUUUUAUGUAGCAUUUAAACUGAAUCAUGAAAGCUUUAGAACAGAUUGGCAUUAAUGACUUUCAGAGCAGAAUUUUUGCACUUUUUUUAUGCCCUUACUUGAAAUUUUACACAUAUUUUCUUUUCAAGGACUUUUAUGUUUUGUAUUUCUCAAUAAAAUCAUUCAAAUAAUAUUCCUCCAUUUGCA